UCUCGUUUAAUUUGUCUCCAUGACCAAAGACAAAGAGAGAAGCCAUAAAAACCCUAACAACAUCCAUUGUUGAAACUCUCUUUGGCACAACAACCAUACACACAAAAUAUGGCCAUCCCCUAAAGAAAGUGAAGCUGAAGAACCCUCUGAAACAAUCAGAAGAUCUUACCAAGAAAGGGUUUUGAGAGGUUCAAGUUUCUCUUUAGGGGAUGGCCCCAAACACAAAGAGUGCUCACAAAAGGUAAGAAGUAUAAAUCUCUUGGAGAUUAUUAUGAUCAAGAAAUUGUGUUUAUUUGUGGGUGUUGUCUGAAUGAUCCUCAUCGAUAUUAUCAUUAUCAUUGUCUAUAUGGUGAUGAUGAUGAUGAUGAUGAGGAUUGUGUAUGAAUGGAGCGAUGAAGAUUGCAUGAAGGUUGAUGAAGACAAGCUUGAUGUGUCUUUUAUUAUCCCUCGUUUGGGCAACUUCGAUCCUUUGGCAAGCUUCGGUUCCCCUCGGAAUCAGCAGAUUAUUAUUAUUUCACUACCUUACUAUCUCUCUUUUUGUCUAUGUUUCCUUGUUUACUUUGUUGUCUUUAAUUUCGUCAUGUUUGUGUUGAGUGUGUGUGUGUGUGAUGCACCAUUCAGGUGUGUUCCUAUCUGUGUGUGAGGAAUAAAAGAAUAUUCGGUUUCUUAUUUCUAAAACCAAACUUCUAUC
Camelina sativa (false flax) is the source of this 691-nucleotide messenger RNA. RefSeq lists its product as uncharacterized. NCBI's taxonomy places the organism in Eukaryota, Viridiplantae, Streptophyta, Magnoliopsida, Brassicales, Brassicaceae. The record is from RefSeq and is a predicted model, not a curated record.